Molecule: messenger RNA, 971 nt
Organism: Thrips palmi
Lineage: Eukaryota; Metazoa; Arthropoda; Insecta; Thysanoptera; Thripidae
Product: ribosomal RNA-processing protein 7 homolog A
Exons: 7
Coding region: 119-922 (267 amino acids)
Biological process (GO): ribosomal small subunit assembly; rRNA processing
Cellular component (GO): CURI complex; UTP-C complex
Molecular function (GO): nucleic acid binding
Source: RefSeq, a predicted model, not a curated record
CUUUGAAUUAUCAACUAUUACAUCGGUCGUACGUUGGUAUUACUGAGGGGGUCGCAGACAGCUUGAACAGGCGAAGAUCAACAACAUUUUGACUGACAUUGUUCGAAAUUUAGACAAAAUGGACAAACUCAAGUGCCCCUUGGGCCUCACAGCAUUAUAUCUGAAGUACAGCUCAGAAAGUUCAGGACAACACAUGAUCUUUGUGAAACAACAUGCCGUAAGGGAAAGGCAUCCAGACAAACCAUCUGACCGUACUCUUUUCAUGCUGAACAUCCCUCCUUAUUGCACUGAGGAGUCAUUGAAGUUUGCCUGGCGAGAGUGCGGAGCUGUGAAGGCAGUUUUCUUUCAUUCAAAGCCAUCUGCUAGUGUUCCCCUGGUUGAUGAAUCUCCAUUCUUUCCUACACAUGAAGUGGUUAAGGGAUUUAAAGUGGCUUAUGUAGUCUUUGAAAAGCCUGAAGGUCUAAUGCGAGCAUUGAACUGGAAUCAGGACCAACCUUUAAUAUUGUCUUCUUCAGAGUCACCUCUUUUGUGUGGCACAAGCAAAUGGUGCACUGAAUAUAAUGCACGCAUUCCUGAUGUGAAUGCAAUGAAGGAGGAUGUGGACAGUUAUAUGGCAGCGUAUGACAAGAAAGUGCAAAAAGAAAUAGAAAAGGAGAAGGCAGAAGGAGAGGAGGAUGAGGAUGGCUGGAUAACUGUCUCUAAACGGGGACGUAAUCCAGGUUUUGCUAGAACUGAAAACAAAACCAAAAAGAUCCUUGCAAAUGAGGACAAGAAGCGGUCCAAAAAAGAAUUAUUAAAUAUUUAUUCCUUCCAAAUCAGAGAAGCUAAAAUGAAGAAUUUAAUGACUUUACGUCAAAAGUUUGAGGAAGACAAGAAAAAGAUUCAGAUGCUGAAAACAGCAAGAAAAUUCAAACCAUUCUAACUUGACUGUCACAUUCUUUUUUUUUAUUAUUAAAUUAUAUUUAACAGUA